This is a messenger RNA of Indicator indicator, 2193 nucleotides long. RefSeq names its product transmembrane protein 259 (gene TMEM259). Gene Ontology annotation, biological process: positive regulation of ERAD pathway; response to endoplasmic reticulum stress. Gene Ontology annotation, cellular component: endoplasmic reticulum. Bases 1 to 2193 code for a protein of 730 amino acids. Lineage: Eukaryota; Metazoa; Chordata; Aves; Piciformes; Indicatoridae. The transcript is spliced from 11 exons. The record is from RefSeq and is a predicted model, not a curated record.
AUGUCCGAGAACCAGCCGAACGCCAACAACCACCACCCGGCCAACAACAACGGGGCUGGCGGAGCUGCCGGGGGGAACAACCGGGGCGUCCGCAAUCCCAACCUCAACCAGAACCCCUUGAUCAAUGUGCGCGAUCGCCUUUUCCAUGCGCUCUUCUUCAAGAUGGCAGUGACCUAUGCUCGCCUCUUCCCACCCUCCUUCCGCCGUGUCUUCGAGUUCUUCGUUCUCCUCAAGGCUCUCUUUGUGCUCUUCAUCCUGGCCUACAUCCACAUCGCCUUCUCCCGCUCGCCCAUCAACUGCCUGGAGCACGUGCGGGACAAGUGGCCCCGUGACGGCAUCCUGCGGGUGGAAAUCCAACGCAACUCCAGCAGAGACCCCAUCUUCCUGCAGUUCUGUGGGGGGGAGAAGUUCCCAGGCAUGGUGGUGGAAGCCCCAGCUGAGGAAGAGGAGGAGGAAGAGGAGGAAAUGACCGUGGAUAUGUUUGAAAACAGCUCCAUCAAGUUUGAGCUGGAUAUCGAGCCCAAGGUGUUCCUGAAGCCAUCCAGGGUGAGCGGCACCGAGGCUCUGCCCCGCAACGAGAGCCAGGAGCUGGUGUUCAGUGAAGCAGCCACUAAAGGUAUGCAGCCUCUGCGGGAGACUGUGUCCGAGUUUGAGAUGCUAGCCAGAGCAGUGUGGCCCCAGGAGGAGUACAUCGUGGAGUACUCCCUGGAGUAUGGCUUCCUGCGCCUGUCGCAGAGCACUCGGCAGCGCCUCAGCAUCCCGGUCAUGGUGGUGACCCUGGAUCCUACCAGGGAUCAGUGCUUUGGGGACAGGUUCAGUCGCCUCUUGCUGGAUGAGUUCCUGGGUUAUGAUGACAUCCUGAUGUCAAGUGUCAAAGCUCUGGCUGAAAAUGAAGAAAACAAAGGCUUCCUUCGCAACGUGGUGUCAGGGGAGCACUAUCGCUUCGUCAGCAUGUGGAUGGCCAGGACCUCCUACCUGGCAGCCUUUGUCAUCAUGGUCAUAUUUACCCUCUCUGUCUCCAUGCUGUUGCGCUACUCCCACCACCAGAUCUUUGUCUUCAUUGUUGACCUGCUGCAGAUGCUGGAGAUGAACAUGACCAUUGCCUUCCCUGCAGCUCCUCUCCUCACUGUCAUCCUGGCUCUAGUAGGCAUGGAGGCCAUUAUGUCAGAGUUCUUCAAUGACACCACGACUGCUUUCUACAUCAUCCUCAUUGUGUGGCUGGCUGACCAGUACGAUGCCAUCUGCUGCCACACCAACACGAGCAAGAGGCAUUGGCUCAGGUUCUUCUACCUGUAUCACUUUGCCUUCUACGCUUACCACUACCGCUUCAACGGGCAGUACAGCAGCCUGGCCCUUGUCACCUCCUGGCUCUUCAUCCAGCACUCCAUGAUUUACUUCUUCCACCACUACGAGCUGCCAGCCAUCCUCCAGCAGAUCCGCAUCCAGGAGAUGCUGCUGCAGAACCAGCAGGUGGGGCAGGGCACCCAGACCACGCUGCAGGACAACCUCAACAACAACACCACGGCCGCCCCCGUGGAGGUGGGCAGCAGCCGCCGGCCCCACCUGGCCCCGGGCACCUCGGGGGGCAGCGGUGCCACCCCUGCCGCCCUCACCCCCAGCCAGGCCUCCAGCGUCAUCGCCGCGGCCUCCGUGGGCACCGACCUCAACUGGGUGGCCGAGACUGCUGCCAUUGUCACAGAAGCCUCCUUCCUGUCCGACCUCAGCACCUCCCUGCUGGAGCCCAGCGUGGUGCAGGAGGCUGUGGCCAGCGGCAGCCCUCAGGAUGCUGCUGCCAGCGGUCUGGUCGCCCGCAUCAGGGUCAGCAGCGACCACCCAGAGACAGCCAUGGGCUCCAUCACCAUCGAAGUCACCUCGACGUCGGUGGUGGCCGCAGCAGAUGUCCCCCCAGCUGCAGAGGAUGUCCCCCCGCAGGGUGAGGAGGGUCCUGGCCCCGUCCCAGCCCUCCCUGAGCAGACUGAGGCUGUGGAGGGCUCUGGGGGCCGGGCAAAGCCUGGGGGCAAGGACUGCAGUGGGGCUGAGCCCCCCCCGGCCGUCCUGGAGGACACAGAGCAGGACAGGCGUUUGGGGCACACUCCUGGGGACAGAGGGGACAGCAGCCUGUGCCCAGCACCAGCGGAGAGCACUCCCAGCUCCAGACCUUGCUUGGAGCCAGACGCCAGGAGCCUGUCUUGA